AAAAAAAGUUGUGCGGGAGCGUCCUAACCGUUUUAUUAUGUUUCGGUGUAUUAUAUAAAUCGUAGGAUGUUUUUAGGUAUGUUCGCCUAAAUUAUCUCUAUAUCAUAACAAAAAAUGCCAUAUUAUUCAUUUUUAUCCGCUUUUUUGACAUUGUCGUCAAUUGUAAAUGUACAAGGCUGGAUAUGGGAAUGUUAUUCGGGAUCUUGUGUUAGAGAGCAUUCCAUAGAUGAGAGUUUCAACAAAAGCCAAGUGUUUCCCAGUGUGGAAAUUUGCCGGCUAGUUUGUGGUUCAAAUGGUCCGAUUUGGCCUAAACCCUCAUUAUACGAGGCGACAGAUAAGGCAUUAAUUUUCGUUAACGCAAAAAAUGCCGUUAUUCAUUUUUCAACCUCUACUGAGGCCGAAAGUAAUUUCCUUCGGGAAGUUGAGUCAUAUUUUAUGGAGGCAGUUAAUAAAAUGACCGAACAACAGAAUUGCCAAAGAACGCAAUAUAAAUUAGUUAUUUCUUUGAAUUCCAAAACACCUUCUUUGCACUUAAACUGGAUGACCGAAGAGAAAUAUGAUUUGCAUAUUACAACUGAUGAAGACACUAAAACUUUAAGAGUGAGAAUAACCGGCGAAACUGUGUUCGGGGUGCGUCACGGUGUUGAAUCUUUAUUGCAACUAAUCGAGCUCUUUGAAGACAACGAACAGACCUGUUUUAUAUCCCAGAGGGGGGUUAAUAUAACUGAUCAACCCUAUUAUCGACAUAGAGGCUUGCUCAUCGAUUCGGGAAGAAACUUUUUAUCAGUAGAGACCAUUAAGAGAAACAUUGAUGGAAUGGCCUUGUCAAAAAUGAAUGUUCUUCAUUGGCACUUGACUGACACUCAGAGUUUUCCUUUUGUGUCCGCAAGACUUCCAAACAUGUCCAUCUAUGGAGCUUACAGUGGUGCUCAAACUUAUUCAGCUUAUCAAAUAACAGAUCUCAUCCAAUAUGCUAAAGUGAGAGGUAUCCGAAUAAUACCAGAAAUUGAUGGACCGGCCCAUGCAGGAAGUGGAUGGCAAUGGGGCCCAGAAGCCUCUUUGGGAAACCUGGUGGUUUGUUAUAAUCAGCAACCAUACAGGUCUUAUUGUAUACAACCGCCUUGUGGCCAAAUGAAUCCAGCCAACCAAAAUUUGUAUUUUGUCUUACAAAAUCUUUAUGCAGACCUGAUUGAUUUGUGGACAGAAUCAGAUGUGUUUCACAUGGGAGGAGAUGAGGUAUAUACUCCUUGCUGGAACUCUACUGAAGAAAUCGUCAAUUAUUUAAGAGGAAACCGGUCUGAAGAAGCUUUUUUGAACCUUUGGGCAGAAUACCAAGAAAAAGCAUUGAAUGCAUUCGAUAUUGCUAAUCAUUAUAAGAAUUCGUCAGUAAUAUUAUGGACAAGUAGCUUAACAGAUCCUAGUCAUAUUGAGCAAUAUUUGCCGAAGGACAGAUAUAUUAUACAAACCUGGGUGCCUACCUCAGAUACUUUACCAGAAGAGCUGCUAAACUUAGGGUAUAAAUUAAUAAUUUCCACUAAAGACAGUUGGUAUUUGGACCACGGAUUUUGGGGAACCACUACAUAUUACACUUGGCGAAAAGUCUAUGAUAACAAAAUAUUGACAAGCCCUUCAGUGUUAGGGGGAGAAGUUUGCAUGUGGGGAGAACUAGUUGACGACAAUAAUAUUGAAAGCAGAGCCUGGCCUAGGGCAGCAGCAGCAGCAGAACGUCUUUGGUCAAACCCUAGUACACCAUCAACGGCAGCUUCAUCUCGGUUUUUCGCUCAUACUGAUCGAUUAAUAAAAAAGGGCAUAAAAGCCUCACCGGUAGUUCCUGGAUUUUGUUCAGUUAGUGAGGCCGAUUGUGCCACUUACUUAUAAUUUUUGUUUAAAAAUAUAAAAUAAACUAAC
This is a messenger RNA of Anthonomus grandis grandis, 1908 nucleotides long. It is a transcript of the gene Hexo2, whose product is annotated as chitooligosaccharidolytic beta-N-acetylglucosaminidase. The transcript is spliced from 10 exons. The record is from RefSeq and is a predicted model, not a curated record. The coding region runs from base 115 to 1878 and encodes 587 amino acids. Gene Ontology annotation, biological process: carbohydrate metabolic process; ganglioside catabolic process; glycosaminoglycan metabolic process. Gene Ontology annotation, cellular component: membrane. NCBI's taxonomy places the organism in Eukaryota, Metazoa, Arthropoda, Insecta, Coleoptera, Curculionidae. Gene Ontology annotation, molecular function: beta-N-acetylhexosaminidase activity.